AUGGUCAAGAAUUCUUUGUUCCCAUCGACAACGCAAUUUCAUUAUAUCGAAUACUCUACCCUUGGUUGUAACCAAUCUCACCAGAGGGCCACACGCAGCAAAAGGAGAACAAGAGUUCUAUUCGCAGUGCCCUUCACAGAUUAUUUCAUAGGCGCCCGGCAGCUCAAGCGGUGCUGGGAAGGAGAAUACUCCCUCACCCAACCUCUCCAAGUCACUCACGCGACUCCGGGGAAUGAGGCAGGCUCACAGUGGAACUGUUCCCAGCGCAUGGCCCAUUCACUACAAUCAACGACGAGAUCGCAACUACCUUUCUGUGGUGCAAUGCCGAUGACAAGCCCGCCAGACGCAGCUGGAUCAAGAAGAAGCGCGGCCUGGCCAUGUCCCUCGUCAAUGAGGAGCAGACAAGUCACCCCACCAACUAAGAAUGGCCAUGCACCACCACCCACAAAAUCAAGAAAGAGCUCUCAAUCUGUCAAUCCUCUAUGCUCUCCAUUCUACCUCGUCUAUAGCUCUGGCGCUCGCCCAUCAGCAAAAAGACCAUUGCGAGCGUCAGAGCUAUGGCUACGGUACUUGACCGUCACGGAGAAGAGCCGUUUCCCGGACCCGACAAUCAAUCGAAGCCGAAGCGUUCCCGCCACCAACACUCCUGACAACUCACUGGGGAUGCCUGCGUUACGAUAG
Molecule: messenger RNA, 681 nt
Organism: Fusarium poae
Lineage: Eukaryota; Fungi; Ascomycota; Sordariomycetes; Hypocreales; Nectriaceae
Exons: 4
Coding region: 1-681 (226 amino acids)
Source: RefSeq, a predicted model, not a curated record